Closterium sp. Naga37s-1 is the source of this 855-nucleotide messenger RNA. Lineage: Eukaryota; Viridiplantae; Streptophyta; Zygnematophyceae; Desmidiales; Closteriaceae. The record is from the annotation of a GenBank genome assembly.
AUGCGGCGACAGGUGAAUGAGUUAAUAGAGAGGUAUGCUACAGUGGAGCAAGUUCGACGCGAGUACGUGGCGCCUGACAUAUUCGAUUACCAUGGCGAGCUGCGUGCUUUUAUCGAAUCUGAUGGAGCGUCUAAUAGCGGGUCAGCAGGAGCUUCAGGAGAUGGGGUUGGCUAUGGGCUCAAGCUGCAUCACAAGUCCCUGGGGCGGCUGUUUGAAGUCACGUGCCUGCACAUACCACUAUCCGAUCGGACCGACUUCCAAGGGCUAUUGUCUCUCGUGGAGGCCGAGGUAUUACAAGAGCACAUCCAGUCGCCGAGCCGGCCGCUCUUUCUCGUGGGGGAGUCGUUUGGUGCUCUCCUCGCCGCAGCAGUAGCCGCAAGAAACCCCUCCUUGCCACUCAGCCUCGUACUGAUCAACUCAGCCACCAGCUUCCCACGCUCCUCGCUGCAACCUCUCAUCCCUCUGCUGAAGAGCGUCCCUCCAGAGGCCUACUCCGCUCUUCCCUUCCUCUUCAGCCUCGCCAUAGUGAACCCAAUCCGCAUAGCAUCUGGUGGUUUACCUCUUGAAGCCUCUCCCUUAACCCGCUUGGAGAAGCUAAGGGACAAUCUGCUCAGUCUUCUCCCCUCUCUCCCUGGACAAUCUGCUCGGCCUGCUGCCAUCCCUCCCUGUAAGCAUGCCGCCUCUGCUUGCAAGCCACUCCCUCUCUCAGCUGAUCUCUCUCCUAUUGAUAAUUCUCCUCUUGAAGCCUCUCCCUUGGACCGCUUGGAGAAGCUAAGGGACAAUCUGCUCAGCCUGCUCCUCUCUCUCCCUGUAAGCCUCCCUCUCAUGCUGCUGCUCCCUCUCCCUUCCCCUUGA